UGUAGCUCAGAAACAUCAAAAGAAUAAAAAAUAAUGGCUUCACCUUUCUUCUAUCAAAUCGUCCACCGAAAACGAAAAAAAAAAUCCCAAACCGUAACCCUAAUUAUUACGUUGGAAUUUUGAUUUCAAUGGAACCCCCAAAUCAGAACGACGACGGUGGUUUCUUCUUCGACGCGCUCGAUGACUUCCCCUUUCACGAUUGCAUAGUCACCGACCAAUCAGCUCAUUCCACCUCAACCUCCGCUCUCUCUGAUCACUCGCCGGAUUCCCCUUUGAUCGGUUCAGAUGCCUUAGUAAUUGACGACCCCGGAAAGAGGAGGAGAAAGAACAGGCUUAAACUUUAUCUCGAUUUGAAGGGAAAUAAGAGGAAUUUGGAUGGCGCUGAGUCAACUCGGUCGAUUUCCGACCGAGUUGGCCCUCGACGAGCUGACUCAUCUGCGGUGGGAGGUGUUGGGGAGGAGGAGAAGAAGGAAGAAUCGAUGGUGACGAGGGCGACUGACGACCGAUUUGGUGACCCGGUAGACUCAGCGGGUGAACUCGAUGAGUCAACUCGGCGAGCUUACUCAUCUGCGGUGGGAGGUGUCGGGGAGGAGGAGAAGAAGGAGGAAUCGACGGUGACUACGGCGAUUGACGACCGAGUUGGUGACUCGGUAGGCUCAGCGGGUGAACUCGAUGAGUCGACAAAUUUGCUUGUGUUCGUAGCUGGGUUGGUGAUUAAGGCAAUUGGAUUCCAAUUAAAUUUGUUAGUUUAUUUUGUCACAUUUCCCUUGUGGAUUUUGUAUUGUUUUUAUAUGCUAGUUGUGGAUCCAUUUGGAACUAUAAGACGGGGUAGAGGGUUUAUUGUCCGGAAGUUGGUUUCUUUAUGGAAUUUGGUUGGUGGGUUUUUUGGUUCUUUUAUAGAUGAUUGGUUAAAGGAACAUAAAACAAUAUGGAGCCUUUUGAUGCAAUUUGGGUGGGGCUUGUUUUGGUCAUGCUAUGUUUGUGUCAUUUUGUGUGGAUUAUUGGUGUUCUCGGUUAUGCUUAGUGGGGUUUUAAUGAGAUAUUUGGUGGAGGAACCGAUAAAAAUAAGGCAGGAUUUGAUUUUUGAUUAUACGAAAGACAAUCCAGUUGCAUAUGUGCCCAUACAAUCUUGUGGUGGUGUUGCUUGUUGUGAAGAGAAUAUUGGAGAUUUCAAGAGCUUAAAUACUCGGGUUAUACCGCCUAAUCACAAGUUGCAAGUUUCUGUUUUGUUGACAAUGCCAGAGUCAGAGUACAACAGAAAUCUUGGGGUUUUUCAGAUCCGUGUAGACUUCCUCUCUGCUGAUGGGAAAACCCUUGCCAGCAAAAGCCAUCCAUCCAUUUUAAAAUUCAAAAGUGAGCCUAUCCGCUUUUUAUUGACUUUUCUUAAGGCUGCCCCUCUUGUUGCUGGCUACAUAUCUGAGUCCCAGACUUUGGCAUUGAAGAUAAAAGGUUUUACGGCACGUGACGUGCCUACUUCCUGCUUGAAGGUGAUAAUUGGACAUAGAGCUGAAUACAGAUCUGGAGCUGGUAUCCCUGAAAUAUAUGAUGCAUCCAUCGUACUUGAGUCGGAACUUCCUCUUUUAAAAAGGAUUAUAUGGUAUUGGAAGAAAACCAUAUUCAUAUGGACCUGCAUGGUUUUAUUUAUGAUGGAGUUGCUGUUUGCUCUGAUAUGUUGUAGGUCUGUUAUUAUUCCAAGAGCAAUGCUGAGAGAUGGUUCUGCUAUCAACAAUAGUACUCCAAACGACGCCCCUGCACAAAGUUUGAUACUCGAUACUGAUUUUCGGUGCCCUUGAUCAUGAUGAUAAAAGAAAAGUUAACCUAACUGCAGUGCUAAAGUUUCUGUAACAUUUCACAUAUAGUUAAGUAUGCCAUUUUAACAUAGUUCUCCAUCAAUUCAUUAAUUUUUUUUCUUA
Populus nigra (black poplar) is the source of this 1913-nucleotide messenger RNA. RefSeq names its product seipin-2. The record is from RefSeq and is a predicted model, not a curated record. Gene Ontology annotation, cellular component: endoplasmic reticulum membrane. The coding region runs from base 129 to 1793 and encodes 554 amino acids. NCBI's taxonomy places the organism in Eukaryota, Viridiplantae, Streptophyta, Magnoliopsida, Malpighiales, Salicaceae. Gene Ontology annotation, biological process: lipid droplet organization; lipid storage. The transcript is spliced from 2 exons.